AUGUCACCCGAUCAACAGCGACAUAAUCAUGAAGACAUUGAGCAGCCGAUUUUCGAUGUAAAGCAGUGGAAUGUCAACGAUUUGGCUGGCCAAAUUACACUAGGCGAUCUGGAAGUUUUCAAGCGAAUUAAUGUUGAGGUAAGUGGAUUCCUUGGUUGAUUUUUGAUGAAUGCUGUUCUGUGAUGCUUCGAAAAAGCAAUUCACGCCUUUUGGCCAGGAUGCUUUGACAAUUUUGAGCGAUUUUUUGGCCUCCAUUCAUGACUGGCUUGAUCAUCAUGAAUCAUAUCGAAGCUCUCAAUUUUCUCGAUGAAUCUUUGAUGCGUCUUGUUUUUAAUUAAAAUCCAUGAUUGUUCUUGCUUUCACAAUUCUUUGUUGACCUUUUGAAAUGCUUUUUGGCCUUGUUUUACCUAUUUUCUUUCAGGAAUUGACUUCCUUUGGCUGGGCGUCCAAAAGGAAGGCGCAGGAGGCGCCAAAUGUCAACGAAUUUACCCGGAGAUUCAACUGUCUGUCUUUUCUCACUUGUAAAUCUGUUUUAUCAAGUGAACGGCCGGAGAAACGAGCGCAAGUCAUUGGAUAUUUCAUAAAAUUGGCAAAGAAGUUGUUCAAUUUGAAUAAUCUUCAUGCCGCCUAUGCCAUUAUCAGUGCAUUGGGGAUGCAACCGGUCUUCAGACUUGCAGCGAGCUGGGAGGUAGGUCUCACAACAACUUAUGCUUAGUUACAUUGGAUUUUUUGGCAGUUUUCAUCAAUUUUUAUAUUGUUUUAGGUAUCGAAUUUCUAUUUUGAUUUAAAAAUUAUUUCAGAGAGUUCCCAAGACAGAUCGUGCUUCUCUCGACAAGCUGAAUGAGUUUUUCUCAUCGAAAGAUAAUUUUCACACCCUUCGGAAUCAUAUGUCACUUGGAAUCAACCCCUGUGUACCUCAUAUUGGCAUUUACUUAACUGAUCUCACCUUCUACAAUGAUCGCCUAAAACGAGCAAAUGGAGAUGAAGAGAAUGUCCAAGAGAGCAUAAACAAAAUGUUGAGGAUGUUGUUUAGCUUCCAGGAUUCGAGUUAUGGUGAGAUUUUUUGGAUAUUACUUUAGGUGGAAUUGAAAUUUUUUUGAGGAAAUUUGGAAUUUUCAGAAGUUUCACAGGUGUUCUUAGAGUUUUUUGACUGAAUAAUGAGAUUUUAGAUAUGAAUUUUAUAUAGAUUUAUAUUGAUUUAGACACUAAUUUUGCAAUUUUUAGAUAUCUCGUCAAGCGCUCAACUCGAAGCUGCCUUGGAUGACUUCUAUAAUAACGCCUCUCAGCUCGGCCGGGAUCAGCAGAACGAUCUUUUUGCCCUGUCCGUGAGACUCGAACCAGAAUCUUUGACCGACGAACAGCGUCGAUCUUCGCUUCCAUCCCAGAAAUCUCUUCAAAGAGCCGUCUCAAAAGCUUCGGUGGUGCAAUUCUUGAGUAGUAGAGGGAAGAAAUACAGUGUUUCUCCAUCGGUAAAUUCACCAACAUCAACUCUGCAAAGGGCUUUCAAAAGAGGCCAUAAAAAAGCGGAUUCGUUGGAUGAAGCGAAGAUUUUGGGGUGAGUUGAAGAGUAAAAUUGAAUUUUAAUUAAGAAUUAUUAACAAGGGAACUACCCCAAGUGCGACGCUCAGAUUUUGAUGAAACUUGGCACAGAUUUAGAGUCAUUUUUUCUAAAAUAUAUGCGAGAAUGCUGGCUCGCGCUUUGCAGAAACAGCUGAGAUUUUUAGAUCGAAAUUCGACGAAAAUUUAGGACUUCUUGCCGAAUUUCGGCACGAAAAGUUGCAUACCUGUCUACCAUAAAGGAUAAUGUUUCUACAAAAAAUCAAAUUUUUCCGCACGAAACUGCCAAAGUUAUGGCCAAAAAGCGCUUUUCUCUCUGACCGCUCUCCACGUUUAGCGUUCGCUCUCGGCGGCAAAAAAAACGUUCAAUAUUCGGCGGCGCCCGCAAAGCGCGAGCUAAAACUUUCAGGAAUUGAUACUUAGUCCAUACCCGACGUGUGUGCAAAGUUUAAAGAAAAUCCAAGCGUCGCACUUGGGGUACUUCCCGUGUGAAUAAAAAAUUUUGAAGAAAAAACCUCAUUUUUGAGUCAUAAAAGCUUUUUGGUAAUUAUUAUUCAAGGUUUUUUUCAGAGUUUCCAAUCACUCCAUCUCCGACUUUGAUUCGCCCAGAUCCACAGCCGGCUCCACAAGUCUCCAUCGAUCUCCAUCGUCGCCAACCCAUUCGGCCGCCGUCUCCCCAUCCAUUUGGUACGACUCCAACUCUUCCAGAUGCACUUAUAAUCAGCUGAACAACGAGGAAGACGACAACGAACAAACUGAUGGCCCACGGAACAGAGUCGAUCGUUCGGGAAGCUCGGUCUCGUUGGUGAAUGAGAUUAUGAAGAAAUUAAGACUGAAACAUAACGAAACACCCGUCGGAUCGGCCCGAUUACCCCGAAAAAUUCGAAUUCAAAACGAAAAAAACGGAAGACGGGCGGCGAAAAGCGCGGAUAACACCCCGAUUAUCUCGAGAAGACUGUUUGUCAUGAACAACUCAAUGGACGAACGACUUUAUGCCUUCAAGAAAAGCAAAGGACACGGGUUUGGGAAGAGCGAUGAGUAAGAAAUUUUAAAAACUUUUUGAGUUUUUUUUUAUUUUUUUUUUUCGAAUUUUAGUCAUGAUUGAAUUUCAGAUCCGCUCUCCCGGAAAAGUUUGAUGGUUUAGACGAUAGCCCAUUGCUUUUUGAGACGACAGAACCUGAAAUUUCUGGAGUAUUUUCGAAAACUCAACUUCGAUCUAAAAAUCAUAAAAUAAAAUUGGUAAGCGAUUUGUUACCGAUCAUUUUUUGUUAGAAUUUAUGUAGAAUUUUAAUCAAUAUUUUUGCCAAAUUUCGACAUAAAUCGAAGAUUUUUUGAAUAUUUUUUGUUUUCUAAUUUGUCAUUAUUUUAGGUUCGAACCCACCAUUCUUGCUACCUUGAACUCCGAAAUGGAAUUCUCCUCGAAUUUGAACGCAAACUGGUCCCAUUGUACAUAGAAGAUGAGCGCGCGGUGUUCCAGUCCAAGCCCAAGAAAUUUUUUGAUCUGAAAUCCGGCGAUUGGACGGUCGAAACGCCCGCAGAGAGCGCAACAACGCCGCGAAGAGCCGGCUUCGAACUGCAUGACAAACUAAAAGGCCGGGUCUAUCAUUAUGCAUGCCGAAAUUGGACCAUGGCCAAUCAUUGGAAGAAAAUUUUGGACGAAAAUAUCAACGAUUCGGCGGAUGAAAAGAGGUCGUUGAAGAAGAUUAUGUCGCAAAAAUCCAAGGAAAGCUAUACGUAUGAGGAUACGGACAUUGAUGGACUGGAUUUGGAAGAACAAAGACUUGAUGAAGUGGAUGAAGAAGAAUGCGAAGUGACAAGGCUGUAA
Bursaphelenchus xylophilus (pine wood nematode) is the source of this 3382-nucleotide messenger RNA. The record is from the annotation of a GenBank genome assembly. Lineage: Eukaryota; Metazoa; Nematoda; Chromadorea; Rhabditida; Aphelenchoididae.